Vicia faba (fava bean) is the source of this 942-nucleotide messenger RNA. NCBI's taxonomy places the organism in Eukaryota, Viridiplantae, Streptophyta, Magnoliopsida, Fabales, Fabaceae. The record is from the annotation of a GenBank genome assembly.
AUGGCUUCUUCAGCUUUAUCACUAUCAUCCCCAUGCUGUUUCACAACAAAGCCGCAUCAAAGAAUCUCACUUUUCAACCCCCAUUCUCUAAUCUUAAACCCAAAACCAUCUCUUAAACCCAAAACCUCAUUAACCCUUCAUUAUGGUUCUACACAUUCUUUUGCAAAAAUAGCUCCCACCCAAAUCAAAUAUACUUCUAAGCAGUGUUUGGGUGCUAUUGAUGAGCCUGAAAGGUUGAUUUUUUAUGAAGAAAAGCCGGUUAAAUUUGCUUUCUGGGUGGUUUUCUGGGCUUCUUUGUCUUUGGCUUGGUUUGCUUAUUCUAAGGAUGCUAAUGCUGCUGUUGAUUCUAUUAAAGCUUCUGGAUUUGGGUUGAAGAUCGCUGAUUCGUUGAGGAAAUUGGGUUUUCCUGAUUGGGUUGUUGUGUUUAUAAUUGCUGCUCUUCCUGUUCUAGAGCUUCGCGGGGCUAUACCCGUUGGUUACUGGUUGCAACUCAACCCUGUAACUUUGACUGUGGUGUCCAUUCUUGGGAACAUGGUACCUGUGCCAUUCAUCAUACUUUACUUGAAAAAGUUUGCAUCUUUCCUCGCUUCUACAAGCCCUUCUGCAUCACGAUUCCUCGACAUUCUGUUCAAGAAUGCCAAAGCAAAAGCCGGACCAGUGGAGGAGUUUCAGUGGCUUGGUCUGAUGCUGUUUGUGGCUGUCCCAUUUCCUGGAACAGGAGCAUGGUCAGGAGCCAUUAUAGCGUCGAUUCUCGAUAUAUCGUUUUGGACUGGCGUAUCUGCAAAUUUCUUUGGUGUUGUAUUCGCCGGGCUGCUCGUAAAUUUGCUGGUGAACCUUGGCCUGAAGUAUGCCAUCAUUACUGGUAUCAUCCUUUUCUUUGUUUCCACAUUCAUGUGGACCAUUCUUAGAAAUCUUAAAAAAGGUUUGAACUCAUCGAGUUGA